AUGCGUUCAAGCGCCAACGUAAGGCCGGUGACUGAGGGUUAUUACAAAGAGCCUAAUCCUGAAAUGGAAGAUUAUUACAAAGUACCUCGGUCCAUUGACAAGGGAAUUUACAACACACCUAUAGACACCACCGAGGCAUAUUACGCCACACCAAGGCCUAGAAGGCAGAAACAGGAGUCCCAGAUUUUACCUAUAGCCGCAGCCUUGAGCGACAUAUCCUCAUCCGAUGAGGAGGAGAUUUACGACACACCUCGAGCUAAUGUCGAGGAAGGUUUCAGCACACCAAGAGUGAGUUCGCAUUAG
Messenger RNA from Dicrocoelium dendriticum, 303 nucleotides. The record is from the annotation of a GenBank genome assembly. NCBI's taxonomy places the organism in Eukaryota, Metazoa, Platyhelminthes, Trematoda, Plagiorchiida, Dicrocoeliidae.